Caenorhabditis bovis is the source of this 933-nucleotide messenger RNA. The record is from the annotation of a GenBank genome assembly. NCBI's taxonomy places the organism in Eukaryota, Metazoa, Nematoda, Chromadorea, Rhabditida, Rhabditidae.
AUGAAAAAUGAUUUCGAAGCGAUCAGAAAGUUCGAGCAAAAUUUGCAAAUCAGUUAUCGGAAUUGUGUCGAAAAUGAGAUCAGAAAGUUCAAUGUCACCUAUAUUUCAAAUGCUGAAAUGAUUCGUUUUUGUGAGCCAUACGUGUUCAAUAGAACUUCGAAUCACGGAGAUUGCUCGAUUCGAUUGGGAAAAAUGUCGAACAAGUGCGAAUCUUUGCGAAGAUGCUGUCAACCGGCUGCUCGAUGUGAGCAAUCGGUGAUGUAUAGCGAAACUGGAAGAACUUUAACCGGAAUGCGAGAGGAAAUUGAUAUCAAAAUGGCAGAAUGUACUCAAUAUGAAGAGGAGAAAGUUGAAAGAAAAAUGAAUAACGGCUUAGAAAAGCCGCAUCAAAAAAAGCAGAAAAAGAUCAAAAUCAUCGAUUCUCCGCCAUUUUCACUCUGCUUGAAGUACUUGAAAUGUCAGCAAGAUGCUCAUGAAAUGAGAGUGAAUUGCUCGAAAUCAACAAAUCCUCAUUCAAUUGAUGCAAUCGACGCCGAAUCCAGCGAAUCAGAUUCACUUGCAAGAUGCAGAAAUCAAUUUGUGGGCGAUCAUUCGAAAAUGAAUCAGAAGCGUGAAGAGGCAUUCCAAUAUCUUGAUAAGUGUGUUCCAAAUGUCAAUGUGACGCGAGAGUUCAUGAUUACUAGUCGUGUAUGUCGUGCAAGUACUUUGAAAGAACGACCAAUGCGGCUUCAUCAAAACUGUCAUGUUCAAGUUGCCCAAAAACGGAAAGAAUGCUCGCUUCUCCGCGAUUGUUGCGUUCAAGCCGAUGUUUGUGAACGCAGUGCGUUAUACGCUGUUAUAUCUGAUGAAUACCUACUCAGAAGAACUCAGUUGCGUCAAAAUUUUGACGAAUGUUUGAUGAAGUCAAUCGAGAAUCUUAACCAUGUACAAUAA